Thamnophis elegans (Western terrestrial garter snake) is the source of this 3450-nucleotide messenger RNA. RefSeq names its product DnaJ heat shock protein family (Hsp40) member C1 (gene DNAJC1). The record is from RefSeq and is a predicted model, not a curated record. NCBI's taxonomy places the organism in Eukaryota, Metazoa, Chordata, Lepidosauria, Squamata, Natricidae. The transcript has 12 exons. The coding region runs from base 141 to 1817 and encodes 558 amino acids. Gene Ontology annotation, cellular component: endomembrane system.
GGAGCGGAACCGGCGUGCGAGCAGAGCAUGCGUAGCUGUAAGGCUGUCUCCUUUCUGGCCACGUCUGCCGGGUUGUCUGGUGUAGCCGCGGCGCAGCAGUAGCAGCUGUUCUGGGUUCAACUCAGCCUUACGAGCCGGGAAUGCGGGAGAAUUCUGAGGGCGCUCUGGGCUGCCGCGCGCCCCCCUGGACGGGGUUGCGUUGGCCGCAGCUGCUGGCGCUGGUUUUGCUGGCACCGCUUGCCUUCGCUUGGGAGAGCGGCGACUUGGAGCUCUUCGACCUCGUGGAGGAAGUCCCGCAAAACUUCUACGCUUUCCUCGGCGUUGAGCAGGAUGCUCCAUCGGCAGAUAUUAGGAAAGCUUAUCGCAAGCUUUCAUUGAUAUUACAUCCAGACAAGAAUAAAGACGAAAAUGCUGAAACCCAGUUUAGACAAUUGGUGGCCAUAUAUGAGGUUUUAAAGGAUGAAGAGAGAAGGCAUAGGUAUGAUGAUAUUCUGAUCAAUGGGCUACCAGAUUGGCGACAGCCUGUAUUUUAUUAUAGGCGAGUGAGGAAAAUGAGCAAUGAAGAGUUGGCAUUACUUCUGUUCAUUAUCCUCACAGUAGGACAUUAUGCCGUGGUUUGGUCUAUCUACCUGGAAAAACAACUGGAUGAGCUGCUUAGUAGGAAAAAGAAGGAGAAGAAGAAAAGGUCUGGAGGAAAGAAUAGUGAUGAAGUGAAACUUGGUGUAGAGAAGAGUGAAAGACUGGUGGAAAAACCACAGUGGCGGGACCUGCUUCCAUGUAAAGUGGGAAUAUGGUUCUACACAACGGUAAAAGCAUUGCCUCAAUUAUUUCAGGAGGCCAGGCAAUUCUACAUAGAAUAUAAAGAAACAAAAGUGAAAGAGAAAGAAGAGGCUUUGGCAAGAGCUGAACUGGAAACUCUUCAGAAGGAAAAAAAACCUAAAGUCAAAAAACCAAAAUCUGAAUUUCCUGUGUAUACUGUGGCUGAAACAAAUGCAUAUAUACCAUCAUAUGAUCAUGGGACAUCUAUUGAAGAUAUUGAGGAUCAGAUGGAUGAUUGGUUGGAAGACAGAAACAAAUCCCUUAAAAAAAAGGCCCCUGAAUGGAUGGAAGAGGACCUUAGCCAACUGACAAGAAGUAUGGUUAAGUUCCCAGGAGGGACGCCUGGUCGAUGGGAAAAGAUUGCUCACGAAUUGGGUCGAUCAGUGGCAGAUGUGACAAUGAAAGCCAAGCAGAUUAAAGAUUCAGUUUCAAGUACCCCAGGUACUAUUAAAUUCUCAGAGUUGAAAACUUUGGGUCAAAGCUCAAGAUCCAGCAAGGCCAAUAUUAACUUACCUGAUCUUAUAAUCACUCAACGGGAUAAAGAAGAAGAUGACCAGGAAGAAAAAACAAAGUACAAUUAUGAUCCAGAAACAAUAAAUAAGACCACAACAGAUGAACAAGAGACUGGGUUAAAUGAAGCCCGACAUCGCAAGCGGAAAACAAUACCAAAGGCUGCUGAAACAAUACUCCCAGGGACAAAAGAGACAACCGAGGACAAAUGUAGAGGGAAGCGCCAGAAGGACUUUGACACUGGAGAACAAGAGGAAUAUAGCGAUGAGGAGGCCAGGAAAAAAGAGAAGUGUCGCAGUUCAGAUGACUUGUGGACUCAGAAUCAACAGAAGCUUCUAGAGCUGGCUUUGCAACAGUAUCCAAAGGGAACCCUGGAACGUUGGGAUAAGAUUGCCAAGUGUGUUCCAGGAAAAAGCAAGGAAGAAUGUAUGACUAGAUACAAACUUUUGGUUGAACUUAUACAAAAGAAAAAAAUGGCCAAAAGCUGAACAUUUUGAAGAAUACUAUUCAUCAAGAUGAGAUACAUUAAACAUCAUAUGCAGUGACUUGUAUUUUUGUACCUCAGUAUUUCAGUAUGUCAUGUGCCUUAGUAAAAAUCUGUAAAUUUUACACCUUCAAUUUGAAAUAUGUUUUAAUAGAAUCAAUGUAUUUUUGUACAGGAAGGCUUUUUGCCAUUAUGGUAAUUGGUAUUUAAGAUAUGUCAUUUGGAAUGCAUAUUGGAACAACUGAGCAAAUAUCCUUUAAUAUAAAGUCAUAUUGCAGGAUUGCAUCUUCUAAGUAUCUUAUAUUUCAGUUUUCGUUAAUAAUCACUCGUUCCCUAAGAAUGUUACACUUUCUGUUUUAUUAUCAUAUAAUAUUGGCAUUACAUUCAUCCUAUUCCAAUGGAACAUGCAGAGGUAGGGAAGUGAAAAAUUUAGUCAAUUCUGAAAUAGAACAUUCCACAAAAGUUCCAUUCCUAGUCAACAAAUUUUGUAUAUUCCAGAGCACGAUAGCACAGUGGUUGGAAUGCAAUAUUGUAGGCUAACUGCUCACAUUGCCAGGAGUUUGAUUCCUUUGUUCCUGACUGACUCGAAGUUGUCUUAUCCUUCCAUCCUUCUGAAGUUGGUAAAAUAAGGACCCAGAUUCUUGGGAGCAAUAUGCUGACUGUAAAACUGCUUAGAGAGGGCUGUAAAGCACUGUGAAGCAAUAUAUAAGUCUAAGUGCUAUUGCUACUGCUGCUUUGGAGAUUUAUGGAGAACCAACAAAUGGGAACUGAAUUUCUAAUUUCAUUCUAUUUGCCUUCACUAUGGCGCCUAUAAUAUUUAUCUUCAGACCAUACUGUUCAGUAAGCAAAUUCUAUUGCCUUACCUUACAACAGUUGGUCCUCCAGUCAAUCCUUGACUGCAGCCCCCAUAACUGACCUUGCUGCCUCAAACCUGUAAGUCAGUUUCAGGUGGGCAAAGUUGCCCAUCUUUCUUUCUACACAGAGCAUAGCUCUGAUAAUUGAGAAAUAACUUUCUUAACUUAAAAAAAAUCAACAGUUGGAAACCUCAAAUGAAGGACAAAAGAAUGAUCAGUCCUAGUCAGUAAAUUCAUCAACAAAAGUGGAUUUUUUUCUAUCGCAGGUAUAUUAACCCAAGAUAUAAUUCAUUAGAUGUCAGACUACGUGAGACAUUUCAGGCAUUCCUACACUCUGUAUAUAGAAGCAGCCACAACUCAAAAUAUAUAUUCCAGUUCUGAAACAUGAGUAAAAGAGAAAAAAUAUUUGCAUUUGUAUAGGCCAAGCUCUGUCUGCUGAUGGCUGGUGCUAAUGAUGAAGGCAAGUCUUCAUUCCAAAUAAGAGUAAUUCCACUAUACCAGAAGAAUUCUCAAGUUUUCAGCUUUGCGGGGAGGAUUAGAAAAUAUUUAAGGGAGAAAACUAUUGCUUUCAGCCUAAAAUUUCAUACUAAUGCCAUGGUAGGAUGAGGAUAUCUAUCUUUUUUUUAAAGUGCUAAAACCUUAUGUUUCUCAAAAUUUAAGAAGCCAAUUGUACCUGUUUUCUUUGAGGUGAUGUGGUGUAUGGCAGCACCCUUUUCCUUAUAACUAAUACACAUUUUUUCCUAUUGGGUGAAAAGAUAUCAAACAUUGUAAAAUGACCUUUUU